This is a messenger RNA of Ilyonectria robusta, 2086 nucleotides long. RefSeq lists its product as uncharacterized. The coding region runs from base 102 to 2003 and encodes 633 amino acids. The record is from RefSeq and is a predicted model, not a curated record. The transcript has a single exon. Lineage: Eukaryota; Fungi; Ascomycota; Sordariomycetes; Hypocreales; Nectriaceae.
CAGAUACGGCCAUCGCAACACCAAAACCAGUACCCCAAGCGGAAAGAACCCCCUCCGAAAGACUCGAGCCUCUAGAUGAGGAAGAGACUGUCGUCUACCCUAUGCCUUUAGCACCCCAAACGGCCAUCUCAACAUCUGUGAGGAACAACCCGUUCUUUAUCGCAGACAAGGAGGCAAAAGUCGGGGCCACGGAACCGAAAACCACGGCGAUGAAUGUGCGAGCGAACCGACCGACCCGACUUUCGGAUUGUAUUCCCCUCAAAGAGUCGCAUCCACCAUCAAGUUGUGGUUCGAAAAGCGAAGGGAGGUGUUCCAAUCCGAAUUGCAGGGCAACUCAUGCAGGGAAUCACGCAUUCCGGCAUAGCAUUGCGUGUGCGGCACGCCAAAACACCACACAGCUAGUUCCCGGAUCUGCAAACCUAGAAGAGGCGGAUACGGAUGAAUCAAGGACACAGCAGACAAGGCACUCUCCACUCCAAGGCACGUUGGAGAGGAAGAUUGACCAAUUGUAUCACCAUGCCGAGGACCUCCAUCAUUCACAACACAUCAUGGAACACCUUGCAGCUGGAUCGAGAACCCUUGAACGUACUGCGGCCCAACAGAGAUGGGCAGAUACACACGGAGAGACUGGUUUAGCGACAAGACGGCAAUCUCUGCGAGACCACUCCCUUGCUCGCGAUAGCAUAGCUAGGAUCGGAUACGACAUGCCUGUGCAUUCCCUGAGAAGAGAUGUCAAGCUUCCUGAUCCCCCUAUCGCAGAGACUCAUCCCCUUGCGAAUGACCUUGUCACAGACCGGGAGCUGAGUCCCAAGUCUCAUGAACUCCCCAAGGAUGUUCAUACAAAGGUUUCUGAGUGGGUCAAGCCACACUCUAUCUACCAGGAUGCAGGUUCUGAGACACAAAAAGGCGACAUCCAACCUUCGAGUCCGUCUUUUCCAGUCCUGAAGCCAAUGUCACCCAAGACUCUACUUGAUCAACCCAUAACGAGAUCGCGACAAAGGGUUGGCCCGGUAGAAAACACCCAUGCAUUUCGACAGUCACAGAGCGCAUUGGCAAGGCAACCCAGCUCCCAAGAAGGGCAAAAAGUCUUACCACCUGCUCUAAAUGCGCGUAAGUCUGUCACUGACAAGCAGGAAGCUCCUGACGAGGUUCCGAGACUGGCCUUGGAACGACCAACACUGAGAAAGGUGCAAAACACCCUUGCAGAUCGUGAUAGAGGAAAUACUGGGGCCUCAAACGUCUCAUCCUGGAGAAAGCAAUUAAGGAAGGUCGACAAAUCGAAAGAACGUCCUCGGGACAAACAACCUACGCCGCCAGUAGUAAAAUGGCGACGGAGCCUCAGCAAGCUUCCCCCGACACCUCAUGCCGAGCUAGACAAGGCAGGCACUUGCACAUUUUGCCAUUUGAGCGAGGCUUCGUCAUCCAAGCCAGUGGAAGGAACUCCUCGACUAGUUGUCGACGAGAUAGCUGGAACUCCCGAGUAUGAGCAGAGCUACUCAGCGAAGCCACAGAACUCGCGACUGAGGUUGAAGCAAGUUGAGCUAUCACUAGCUCGGAAGAGCGCCGAAGACCUUGCGGAAGAAUCUCGUAACCAAGCGGAGGAUGUAGUUAUCGAGACCCGCGAGGUGAGGACUAUCAAGCACUGCAAGACUUUGAGUCAUUCGUCAUUGGAGGAGACGGAGUCGAUCACUGAGAUUCACAACCCGAGACCAGUCAUCCCGCCCAACCACGUUUGCGCAUGGCGAACUCGAUACAUGGACCUCAGCACGGAAGUUGACCAACUCAAGUCCGAGGCGAGCUCGCGGCCGUUGAUAGAUCCAGGGUCUGGGGGGCCAGAUGCUGCCCGAAGAGACGUUGCAAUUGGUGCGAAUUUGAAUCAACACCAGUGUCCUGAGAUUAGAAUCGAGGGCCUAACGAUUGUUAUGCAUAUGAGAGGCAAGGACGACUUGGUGAUCAACACCAACUUGAAGAAAGACGACUUCUCCAGUGAUGGCGGGAGGUGAUGGGGGAAGAAGGCGAUGAGGAGGCCGGGUCUUGAGUUGUAGUUUACGAUAGUAUCAAUUAACUACGGGAAUCAUUUGCCACA